UAAUUUAGCUGAUAAAAUCUUGAACUUUGUGACCUCUGUACAAUACCCAGGGCAGCCUGGAGUCAGUCAUGACUGCAGGUAUGCCUGCAGCUGCUGCUGGGUGCCAGCUGGGUGAGGCCCCAUGUCAGGGCUUCCUUCUUGGUGGGCACCUGAUUAGAAAGCCUCAUUAAUGGCACUCCAUGGUGUCUUUGUGCUAGGCAGAGGCAACAUCAUAAUACUGCUUGUGGCUGCUGACAUCAUGGAACCUUCUGUCAACUUCCAGGGUCUCUGCUCAGGGCAAAGUUGGAGCCUGCUACAUUGGUUCCUCUGGCUUCCCUGCUCAGGCUCACAAACCAACACUUUUAGGAUCAGCUUGCCAAGACUGAGACAAGACCAAAAAGCAAGGAGGGGCAGUGCUUCGCAUUUCUGAGAGAUUUCUGCAGCCCUGCCACUAUGAACUGCUGGAAGUAUUACAUUGACUGCAUCCUGAGCGACAGGAACAUUGAUGAUGUGGCCAUUGUGGGGCUCUCCGACAACAAGUGCGUAUGGGCAGCCAAGCCAGGAGGGCUGCUGUCGGCUGUGUCACCUUAUGAAGUGGACUUGAUCACAAGCCAGGAUAGGAAAACAUUCCUGAUGACUGGAAUCACCAUCGCAGGGAAAAAGUGCAGUGUGAUUCGUGAUAGCCUGCUGGUAGAAGGAGACAAUGUGAUGGAUGUCAGAAGCAAAGGUGGUAACAGCAGAUCCAUCUGUGUAGGCAGGACCCCCAAAGCUCUGAUCUUCCUCAUGGGCAACAGAGGAGUCCAUGGAGGAGUCCUCAAUCAGAAGAUCCAUGACAUGAUUGCCAGCAUGACACUGUGAGGCAAAUAGCACCAGAGAGACAGAAGUCUUCCACCAGAAUAUGGUGGCAUUGUCAUAGCUUUAACAGAGAAAGGAAAUAAGCCUGGUUUUCUUGCAUAUGCCUUUGCCUACUUCUUUCAGGUAGGGGGAUGUUGGGUGAGCAGCAGUACGGGGACGCUCACUCUGCCUGAGAAGCUUCAGUGCAGGAGUGCCACUCCCCCAUCCCCAUCACCUUCAAAUCAUUAAAUAUAAUUUAAUGAAUAAUGACUCUAAGAAGUUGAUAAAGCUGCCCCAGACAUGAAAAGAGAGCCAGCCCUGCUGAAGACAGAGAGCAUUUGCAUGUCCCUUGAUAGCCAUUCAUCUUCUGAUUUAAUACAGAGUCAAUAUUUGAUAGUUUAAUUAAACUCACAGAGAAAUCUUUAAUCUGCAGCCACACCUACAAAGAGCAGUAAAAUGCUAUGAAGGGAACUGGGCAUCUGAUGUAUUAGCAAAUAUUCAACAGAACACUAAUGACUGUCUAAUUUGUAAACACUUGUCCUGUGAGCAAUACGUACAAGCAUGAAACAAAACAAAUUAAUGGAAGUAAUAAGGGGGGAAAAAAAAAAA
Molecule: messenger RNA, 1422 nt
Organism: Meleagris gallopavo (turkey)
Lineage: Eukaryota; Metazoa; Chordata; Aves; Galliformes; Phasianidae
Gene: PFN3
Product: profilin 3
Biological process (GO): actin cytoskeleton organization; positive regulation of actin filament bundle assembly; regulation of actin filament polymerization
Cellular component (GO): cytoplasm
Molecular function (GO): actin binding
Source: RefSeq, a predicted model, not a curated record